Rhagoletis zephyria (snowberry fruit fly) is the source of this 1377-nucleotide messenger RNA. RefSeq lists its product as uncharacterized. The record is from RefSeq and is a predicted model, not a curated record. Lineage: Eukaryota; Metazoa; Arthropoda; Insecta; Diptera; Tephritidae.
AUGACGGCGAUGAUGUUUGGUGCAGCAUGUUCCCCUUGUUCAGCACAUUAUGUGAAGGUGAAAAAUGCGAUGGAACACAGCAACCACGAUCCACGAGCGAUCCAAGCCAUAACUGACUAUCACUAUGUGGAUGAUUACGUUGAUAGUUUCCGUUCCGCUUCCAGAGCUAUGGAGAUAUCCAAACAGGUUCGCGACAUUCACAAAGACGCUGGUUUCCAGCUUCGGAAGUUUAGGUCGAACUCCUUGGAGGUCGCGACUGCAUUGGGUGGUGAAAACACAGCGUUGUCUAUUAUGUCGAAAGAAGCCAUGGAAUCUGGAAAAGUUUUAGGAAUGUUGUGGCAGCCAUCAAGCGACCACUUCACGUACCGUCUGGAGUUCCAUGGAGUCGAUUCAUCAGUCAUUAGUGGCGAUUUAGCGCCCACAAAAAGAAUGCUACUGAGUAUCGUUAUGUCCAUCUUCGAUCCGUUGGGAUUCCUGUGCCACCUCACCAUCACAGCCAAAUUGGUUAUGCGCGAGAUCUGGAAGCGAGAUUUAGGCUGGGACGAGCCCGUUCCUAAUGAAAUCAACGACAUGUGGAAUAAUUUUCGGAUGCAGUUGCUAAACGUUGCAGAGUGUAAAGUGCCGCGUCACUAUUUCAAGCUGGGUGAGCCAAAAAAUCUACAAUUGCAUAUUUUUGUCGAUGCCAGUGAAGACGCAUUCGGAGCUGUAGCAUUCUGGAGGGCAGAGAACCCAGACAAUGCGUUGCAAGUGUGUAUUGUUUAUGCCAGAACAAGAAGCGCACCACUCAAGACGCUAACCAUUCCCAGAUUGGAGUUGCAAGCUGCCGUGCUAGGGUCCCGUAUGAUGACGACUAUAAUAGAAGAGCACACAAUGUCUAUCGACCGAUGCGUCCUUUGGAGCGACUCGAGAACGGUUCUCAAGUGGAUAGCCAGUGAGAAUCGUCGCUUUAAGCCCUUCGUAGCCCAUAGGAUUGCCGAAAUCCUGAGCGUGUUCACGCCGUCUGAAGAAAAUGUGGCUGACGAAGCAAAACGGGUGAAAAGGGGCGUUAACCUCAACCCAUCCUCACGCUGGUUCACGGGUCCAGCAUUUUUAGGUCAGCCGGAACACAUAUGGCCAACAGACGAUACACCUGCUGCGAACAUUGACGAAAACGAAGAGCUUCGGCCGAACAAAUCAAGACCGAGCCAGCCUGACACUUCGUCAAAAUAUGGGUUAAUGACCUCCGAACUUGAUGCCGCCGAACGUAUAAUAUGUCGCCAUUCGCAACGAGAAAUAUUCGUGAAUGAGGUCAUUCGAUUGGAGAAGGGGCUCAGCUUGCCGAGUGAAAGUCCACUCUACAAACUUUCGCCGUGGAUAGAUAACGAGGGACUUCUUCGG